AUGCGCAUCUUCAUCCUCUCAGGGCAGAGCAACAUGGCCGGCCGGGGCGGCGUGCACCACAAGCGGUGGGACGGCGUCGUGCCGCCCGAGUGCGCGCCGAGCCCCUCCAUCCUCCGCCUCUCCGCCGCGCUCGAAUGGGAGGAGGCCUGCGAGCCGCUCCACGCCGACAUCGACGUCGCCAAGACCUGCGGCGUCGGCCCCGGGAUGGCCUUCGCCCGCGCCGUCCUCCCGGGGCUGCAGCAGCCCCCGGGCGCCGCCGGGAUCGGGCUCGUGCCGUGCGCCGUCGGCGGCACGGCCAUCCGGGAGUGGGCCCGCGGGGAGCGCCUGUACGAGCAGAUGGUGUGCCGCGCGCGCGCCGCGGCCGGGUACGGCGAGAUCGAGGCCGUGCUGUGGUACCAGGGGGAGAGCGACGCGGACUCCGAUGCCGCCACGGCGGCGUACCAGGGUAACAUGGAGAUGCUGAUAGCCAAUGUCAGGGCGGAUCUCGGGAUCCCGCUGCUGCCAUUCAUUCAGGUUGCUCUCGCAUCUGGGAAUAAAAGGAACAUCGAAAAAGUGAGGAAUGCUCAGCUUAGCAUUAACUUGCCCAAUGUUGUAACUGUGGAUGCACUUGGUCUUGCAUUGAACGAAGAUCAUUUGCAUCUUAGGACUGAAUCACAAGUAAAGCUUGGAGAAAGUCUUGCACAAGCCUACACUGGUAACUUCUUACAAGCAAACUGUUAGAGCCCCGUGAAUGUCAUGUAAGGUGGAAUUCUUCAAGGCUCUCAUUGAUGUUUGGUAAUAAUUAUAUUACUCAUAAACUCUACGAGAGGACCAAAUGAGUCAGAUGUCUUUAUGCUGA
Lolium rigidum is the source of this 838-nucleotide messenger RNA. RefSeq names its product probable carbohydrate esterase At4g34215. Lineage: Eukaryota; Viridiplantae; Streptophyta; Magnoliopsida; Poales; Poaceae. Bases 1 to 720 code for a protein of 239 amino acids. The record is from RefSeq and is a predicted model, not a curated record. The transcript is spliced from 2 exons.